Drosophila teissieri is the source of this 810-nucleotide messenger RNA. It is a transcript of the gene VhaM9.7-c, whose product is annotated as V-type proton ATPase subunit e. The record is from RefSeq and is a predicted model, not a curated record. Gene Ontology annotation, biological process: proton transmembrane transport. Gene Ontology annotation, molecular function: proton-transporting ATPase activity, rotational mechanism. The transcript has a single exon. Lineage: Eukaryota; Metazoa; Arthropoda; Insecta; Diptera; Drosophilidae. Gene Ontology annotation, cellular component: proton-transporting V-type ATPase, V0 domain; plasma membrane proton-transporting V-type ATPase complex. Bases 91 to 345 code for a protein of 84 amino acids.
GUUAGUAAAUUUCAGCCAGCACAGAUGAUUGAUAAAAACAGAAUUUAAUUUGACGCAAAUAAAGAAAAGUGGAGAGAAUUAGCAGCAGCCAUGGAAGUUAUCCUAACGAUCAUCUUCUUCACCGUUUUCUGGGCGGCGGUGGCCAAGUACGGACCCAUCCUGCUGACCAAGGAACCGCACGAUGACCUGGUGCGCUGCAUUUUCCUCCUGACCGCCGUCGUCUGCUGGCUCUUCUGGCUGUGCUGCUAUUUGGCGCAACUGAACCCACUGCUGGGGCCGAAACUUAAUGGAAACACCAUCCGGAUCAUUGCCUCGUCUUGGGGCAAUCCCAUCAAGGAGGGAUAAGGGAUUCCCACCUAGAAAUCUCCACAUAGCUAAUCUCUGGCGAAAGCUUCUUCAACGGAUUUCCGGAUCUUAAGCCACAUCACACGCAGUCGGCUGUUCCACGGAAGCAGUGGCUUCGCCAAACUCUUUUUGUACUUCAAUACUGGCUAUCCAAUCCCCAGAGACGCCCCACGAUUUCCAAACUAAUCCAAUUAACCUCUUGAUGUAAACUUUCACUGAACACUUUGUUGUUUAUACCUCAAUUUCUUUGAUCCACAUCUCUUCCUGCUUAUUGCAAAGCAUAAGCCAUGUAUUCUAACCGUAAAUCCAAUAAUUGCAAUCUACGAUUUUACAAACUUGCCACAUGAGCAACUUUUGUUACCAGUGAACUAUUUAUCUAUUUUUUCGUAGUGUAGAUAAUUUACUAAUCAGUCAUUGUAUUUGUGAUUUAGUUAUUGGCAAAUAUAGAAAAAUGUUUUCGUACUA